This is a messenger RNA of Alternaria burnsii, 2139 nucleotides long. RefSeq lists its product as uncharacterized. NCBI's taxonomy places the organism in Eukaryota, Fungi, Ascomycota, Dothideomycetes, Pleosporales, Pleosporaceae. The coding region runs from base 1 to 2139 and encodes 712 amino acids. Gene Ontology annotation, biological process: DNA-templated transcription. The transcript has 3 exons. Gene Ontology annotation, molecular function: DNA binding; zinc ion binding. The record is from RefSeq and is a predicted model, not a curated record.
AUGGUCAAACUUCUCCAGCAAAUCGAAGACUCUGUCCCAGAUGAACAGAAGCAACAGAUAGCCGACACGUUAAGCCGUGUUACGGCUGAUGUCUCAGAUGCCAUGGCAUUGUCAGAACACGAAAGUCCACCCACUACGGAAGAUACAGGCACAGAAUCUGAUGUGUCUGCUGGUGUCGGCUCCAACUACGAAGCUGACAUCCUGGAUGAGGACUUGCACAAGGAAAGAGACUCCCAGUCGACUGGAUUUAUUGGGAAGAGCUCGGAAGUGCAAUGGCUUCGGCAUCUGCAGCACGAUACGGAACGCGAUAAAGAAUCACUAUCGGCUUCAGAAAGUCUAUACGUUUUUCCCUCAGUAACUCCAGAAUUUUCGAAGCGACGCACGGAAAUUUUGAGACAGCAUCAACAGCAAAAGUCAAAGAUACCGACAAGCAUUUCUACGUUCUACCUGGAUAACGAAGGCAUAGAGAUAGACUAUGCUGUCGAGCCGUACAAGUUGCCAACCAUCGAGGUUGCCCAGAGACUAAUCCAGCGCUACAUGCACACUGUUCACGACACUUUUCCAGUACUUUCGCAAGAAACUUUUAUCAACCAAGUUCGCGGUUACUAUGCAUCCGUAACGCAAGGAACGCCUUGCGAUAUGUCAGAGACAUGGCUGGCCAUGUUGAACCUUGUUUUUGCUAUAGGAGCAAGGUUUUCACAUUUAACAGAAGCAGACUGGCAGGCAGACAGCCGAGAUCAUAUCGUCUAUCAAUCUCGUGCCCAAAUUUUGGACCUAGGAGAGCCUUCACUAGCUCAUCAGCCAGACCUUGCGCGAAUCCAGGUCACUGCCCUCUUCGCCUUCUAUUUUUCAACUGUCGGUAAUGUUAAUAGGUCAUGGGUUGCUAUUGGCAUUGCUCUUCGUUACGCACUAGCGCUUGGGUUACACCUUCGUAAUGAGGAUGAAACCCUUAGCACAGCCGAAAAAGAGAUCUUGGUGCAUGUUUGGUGGGCUCUACAGAUCUUUGAAGGUAGUUUGAGUAUCAUGCUCGGCAGACCAAGUCUUGUUCACGAAGACCAGUACUCCACUCCAUUGCCGUUACCAGUGUCGAUGGAACAACUGUCAGACGAUUUUGCCACGCCAUAUUGGGACAACCAGUACAAAGGGGCCGGGAUCCAUGGCGAUGCUGGUAGAUCUGCGCCGACUGCUUCGGAGCCGUCUAGCGCGAGCUCGCUACUGAGACAUAUGGCAGAAAUCAAUGUCAUAGGGCAGAACGCUAUGGCUGGCUUGUACUCCGCCAAUAUAUCGACAAAAUCAUGGAAGGACAUUCAGCGGACGAUGGUUGAUUUGUGUGGUGAGCUCGAGCGAUGGAAACAAAUGCUUCCGCAAGGUCUUGACUCCAUUUCGUGGAACGACGUUAGUCGUUUUGGGCGCAACCGCCUCAUGUUGCAGAUGAGCUACAUCAGGGUACAAAUCCUAACCACUCGGCCGUGUCUGUGUAGAGUCAACAGUCGUAUCCCUAACCAGACUGAGUCUUCUGCCAGCUGUAACGGAGACAUGGCCCGCGCAUGUGUCAAUGCCGCCAAAAAGCUCACGGACAUCUUACCGGACCACGCGACUGCGGCUCAGAUGUUUGAAACUGGGCCCUGGUGGUCUCUAGUUCACCAUAUCAUGCAAGCACUAACGGUGCUGCUUGUAGAGCUUUCUUACUGUAUGGAUCACGUUUCUGGGGAUCAAGGUCUCCUACCAAGAGUCAAGAAGCUGACCAGACGGCUGAGAAUGUUAGGAGAAACGGAUCGAGUUGCAGAGCGUGCAUACCGGACCUCUUUUAACAUUUUAAAAACUCUGGCGCUCCGACUACGAUUCGACAUCUCCAACCUCUUGCAAGAGGACGUAUCAUUCCUAGUGACACCUCUUUCACAGAGCCAUGCUGUGGCAAGUGAUCCCAGCCAAAUCAACUACAACUACGGAGUCAGUUCACAAUCGAUGUUCACUUUCCCACCACCGUUAUUUCAAGGGAACUCUCAGACACCGGUAUCUGCUGGGCGUACUGGAACGUCGCCACAGGGAUCGUCGGAAUUUGGGUCUUCUUUCGGCAAUCUAUUCAGGACCGCUCACGAUCAGCACAAUCACUUCCUAUUUGAGGGGCAGUCCUCAUGA